UACGUAAAUCGGCCAACUGAGCUAUCCUGUUCGGCUCAGCUUUCUAAAUUCAUUAUCCCCAAAUAGUCUCAUUCCUUCCUAUCCGGUCUUCUACAAGCUUCUUGUAUGAAAUCUUCUAGAUACGUGCGUACGCAUAUUACUUUCAGAUAAGCCAGGCCCUCGUUUUACUCCACACCCAGAACGACGUCUACUUUCCGCUUCGGGCAUUGCCUAAAUCGGCUACAAGUGGUAGAAACAGGUAGUCUAUCAGCUCACAAUAUCGUCCCGUUCCAAGAUCUACCUACUUGGUGCUUCCCGACACCUAGAGCUGCCUUUGGGCAUCGAUCCUCCCAUAGACGGCUAGGGUCCUUCGACGGCUGCUGUGUCGGCGCAUGUCCAGUUACUACGCCCAAAAUACCACGCAACAACUACUACAGUUCCCCCUAGUUGAUCCUUUUGGAAUUACUACCCAUGUGUUUGGCAUCGACCUUCAAAUGAGGCUGGGCUUUGGGAUCCAACAGUUCCACAAACCCCGAUCGUAUCCUGUCCCCUCUCUACUAAGUUGGCCGUCCCAUCCAACUUUCUUAUGCAAAGCAUGCGUUCCCACGCUGCCGCCUAGUUCCUAUUCAUGUCUUCUAUCGAGAUGAUGCUCACAGCCAAGCAGCCAGUUCAACACGGAUACCGGCCUGUCCAUGAUCUACCGACGCCGCCUCGAUCCUCGCCCCCCUUGAGUGUUCAGGACUCUUUGCAGAAGACUUUUGUAGCUCUCCCACAGAAUCAGAGCCCAUCUACCAAGCCCAUGUCAGCACCUCAUCGUGGCCUGCCUCUCCCGGCAGCCAUGACACUAGCUCAACCGCCGCCGCCACAGGCUCCUGGUCCACCUCACCCACCAGCUCCGGGACCGCCUUUACAUUCUCAGGGAGCGCCAGCUCCUUCUCCGCAUAGUCAGACGCUUGGUUCGUUACCAGCGCCCCCUCCUCAACAUCAGGGCUCUGAAGACGCAAUGAGAAACUGGUUGGCGGCCAAAACUGAAGAGGAAAAGAGGAAACAGGAAGAAGAAAAGACGCGGCAGGAAACGUUACGUUUGGAACAGAGAAAACUGGAGUACGACAUGCUCCGAACGUCUUUAGAUCGGGGUAUACCACCACCGAUGGUGCCUGUCGUUUUCGCAGGAAUGAGCGGCGGAACGCUACCGCAGGUGGCCCUCGAAUGGGCGCAACAGUAUUUGAUGCCGCAGCAGGCGCACGCAGCGCAGAUCAUGCCAGCCCAGGGGGCUUUAUCACCGGAGGCUCGAAGAGAGUCCCAGCAGUACGGGGGGCAGCAGUAUGGUGUCCCGUCGACACCAGGAUCGGCGCCAGGUGCUCAAGCAAGCUUUAUGCCCUACCAAGGGCCUAGCUCACCAAGACAUAGAGCGCACACGUUAAGUAUAGGCGGAGGUGUAGGAAGACCCUUGGGGAGUUCAGCUCUUCCGCGACUAAGUACAGGAGAAGGGGCUGCUGGACCGCCCGGGAUGCCUCACCCGGCACAUGUGCUCGCACAGCAGCAGCAGCAGCAGCAACAGCAACCGCAGCAAGAUACCCAGUCGCCGUCGAUAUAUUUUCACCAUUGGCAACCCCCGGCCACUCAAGGAGGCUCUAAUCAGCCAGGAACGCCUUCUGAAUCGCCUAAGAAACGAAAAGCGACGGGUCCCCAGCAAGCGCCGCCUCCGCCGAGCCAAACGCGAUUUAGAUCUCCGCCUUUCGGGCAGCACGGAUCUUCGACAUUAUCAAAUCCGCCUCCCGGUCGACGGCGAGGUCAUUCGCGACAGAGAAGCGACGUCUCGUCUUACCGGUCUGCGGGGCGCGGUCGACUUGAACAAUUUGGUCCGCACCAGGGACUUUCACCUGGCCUUGGCCCGUCAAGGGAAAGCGGGUUAGGCGAACCGUCACAACAAUCUAGGAGCGGCGCACAUACGGUCUCGUCAUUAUUAGCAGACCAGCCUUCGCCACGAUACGCGUCGGAAAUGAGAGCGCAGCAGAGCGAGCACGAACGACGAAAUUCCCCGGCGACGUCGGAUGAAAGGUCGCGUGGUGGAGCGACAAGGAUAGGAUCAGGAGGACCCGGACGAGAAAAUGAUUAAGGACAAAAAUGAUUUUUAAGGACAUACGUGUUAUGGGUUAUUGGAAGUCCGUCCAUAUUUCAGCCUCUGGGGCGGGUUCUGAGGACAACAAAUUUUUUUUUUUUUGUUUACCAAUCUCUGGAAGUGUGAGGCCCUACUCUCACGACAAUAUCGAUUUGUUGCUCAAGAUCAUCACGGGACAUUUUUUAAGUGCGCUAUGAUUUAACCAGCAAGAGGGGGGUGAUUUGCUUCUCCCCCAAAAUAG
This is a messenger RNA of Daldinia decipiens, 2342 nucleotides long. RefSeq lists its product as uncharacterized. The transcript is spliced from 3 exons. Bases 608 to 2098 code for a protein of 496 amino acids. The record is from RefSeq and is a predicted model, not a curated record. Lineage: Eukaryota; Fungi; Ascomycota; Sordariomycetes; Xylariales; Hypoxylaceae.